Messenger RNA from Wyeomyia smithii (pitcher-plant mosquito), 1656 nucleotides. RefSeq names its product charged multivesicular body protein 2a (gene Vps2). Lineage: Eukaryota; Metazoa; Arthropoda; Insecta; Diptera; Culicidae. Gene Ontology annotation, cellular component: multivesicular body; ESCRT III complex. The transcript has 2 exons. Bases 191 to 898 code for a protein of 235 amino acids. Gene Ontology annotation, biological process: protein transport; endosome transport via multivesicular body sorting pathway; late endosome to vacuole transport. The record is from RefSeq and is a predicted model, not a curated record.
ACCGCUGGAACAUCACUCUGAAGGUUGACAGCUUUCCCCUUUUGUUUUCCUAUAUUUGUUUUUCAAUUAGUUAAUGAGUCAGAAACCCUAAAACAAAUUUCGGACAAAACCACCGAAGUGUUUUUCACCUGUAGCGUUUGAUUUCACGAUCCAUUCCGCGGCGUAAUUGAUUCACAGAUUUCCGACAAAAAUGGAGUGGCUAUUCGGUAAGAAAAUGUCCGCGGACGAGAUGAUGCGAAAAAACCAGCGAGCACUGAACAAGGCGAUGCGCGAUUUAGAUCGGGAAAAGAUGAAGAUGGAACAGCAGGAGAAGAAAAUCAUCGCCGAUAUCAAAAAGCUAGCCAAAGAGAACCAGAUGGAUGCGGUUAAGAUAAUGGCCAAAGAUCUGGUGCGAACCCGCCGGUACGUGCGUAAAUUUAUGCUCAUGAAGGCCAACAUUCAGGCAGUAUCACUCAAAAUUCAGACACUCAAGUCGCAGAACGCAAUGGGAGAGGCGAUGAAGGGUGUCACGAAGGCAAUGACAAACAUGAACCGACAGUUAAACUUACCGCAGAUUCAGAAAAUUUUGCACGAAUUCGAGAAACAGUCAGAAAUAAUGGACAUGAAGGAGGAAAUGAUAAACGACGCUAUGGAUGAUGCGAUGGAGGACGAAGGCGACGAGGAGGAAACCGAUGCCAUUGUGUCGCAGGUGCUCGAUGAGCUGGGUCUGCAGGUCAACGAUCAGCUGUCCGGAUUACCUCAGGCAUCUGGUUCCCUUUCGGUGGCCGCUGGCGCUAAGGUUCCUCAGGCAGCGGCUGUUGGUGCUGGUGGUGCAGCAGGUGGUUCGGGAGCCGGUUCUCCCGUGUCAGAUGCAGAUGCGGAUUUGCAAGCUAGACUGGACAAUCUUCGAAGAGAAUAGUUAUAUAAACAAGUGAACGUUUCUUACACUCAAUUAUAUACUUUUCGUAUCCCUAAGAACUGGUGUCUACUUUCCUGAAACUCUACGCUAGUACAACACAUAGGACGGUAUUGCAGAAGCAUCGACGAGCAACUCGUCAAGUUUAGUCGAUCCCGCUUUUGUGAAAGAGCCCACAAAAACCGUUUCGCAACCGACUGUGUGAAGUUUUGUUUGCCGACUGCAGAGUUUCGGAAUAUGAAUGUACAGAUUUGAAAAGAGCGUACGAUUCAAUUAAGCGAAAUUGAUUGUGACGGGGUUUGAAAUGGAUUUCUUUAACACUUCUAUUACUUUCUUAAAGUUUUUAAUUAGCUCUUAAGAAAUCCUAAAUAAUACCUAAAUUAUAUUUUCGGGAGUAAAAGGAUAAAUUUUCUUUGAAGAAACUUGAAGUUAUAAGACGCAUUAAAGAAGCUUCGACGAGUAACUCGUCUCUUUUGAUCUGAAAGGUUCAGUAGAAUUAAAAAAAAAGUCCUUUGACAGUGCACAACAAACUGAUAAAUAAUUUAAAAUUUUCUUUAUAACCGAAAAAAAAUGCGGGCAAAAAUAAUUUCUCAUAUUUUCUCACAAAUCGGCAAUUUAAAGCUUAGUAGGAUAUAAGAUGUUUAUUCGUAAAAUCGUAAAUUCCAGCCGCCAUCCAUUUGCUGUUUUUCGUUCUUCUUUUCUCAGAACUAAAGCCUUCAAACAUAAUCUAGCGCAAAAAAUAUAUACGUAUAUAUAAAUAA